AUGAGGCUUCUCAAAAUUAGGCUAAGAUGGUGGAAUUUAAACGUUUUUGGCAUCAUCGAUAUGGAAUUGGAAGAAAGCGUUAGAGAAAUAAAUGAUAUACACAAUCUUCCUUCGGAUGUUGAAGAGAAGGCGGAAGAAGUGAGAAAGGCAAAUCAGAAUUUUUGGUUGAAUCUUAAAAUUAAGGAGAACAUGUUAAUCCAAAGAGCGAGAUUGAAGUGGCUCAAUGAUGGUGAUGUAAACAGUAAGUUCGUUCACGCGAUAAUGAAGAAAGGUUUAAGGUGCAAUUUCAUUGGUCCUAUUUCAACCUCGAGGGGACUUAGUUCGGUGGACGAUGUAAAAGCUGCUGUCUUUGAGCAUUUUGAGGAUAAAUUCAAGGAGACCGAAGGGUAUAGGCCUGUUUUGGAAGGGGAUGUUUUCAAAAUCCUAGAUGCGGAAGAUAAAAAUUAUCUUGAAUUUCCAUUUGAGGAAGGAUGUAUUCAUAAGAUUAUUUCUAAAGAGUUGGCGGGAAGGCUCAAAAAAGUAAUUGCAAGUGUUAUUUCUAAAAGUCUAAGCGCUUUUGUUCCCGGGAGACAAUUGUUGGACGGGAUUUCAGUGGCUAAUGAGAUGGUGGAUUUUUCUAUCAAGGAAAAGAAACCUUGUUUACUUUUCAAGGUAGACUUUGAAAAAACUUACUAUAAGGUCAAUUGGGCUUUUCUUCGAAGUAUGAUGAGUAGAAUGGGGUUUGGAGAGAACUAG
Messenger RNA from Vicia villosa (hairy vetch), 735 nucleotides. RefSeq lists its product as uncharacterized. Lineage: Eukaryota; Viridiplantae; Streptophyta; Magnoliopsida; Fabales; Fabaceae. The coding region runs from base 1 to 735 and encodes 244 amino acids. The record is from RefSeq and is a predicted model, not a curated record. The transcript has 2 exons.